Messenger RNA from Oncorhynchus tshawytscha (Chinook salmon), 1952 nucleotides. RefSeq names its product U4/U6.U5 tri-snRNP-associated protein 2. Gene Ontology annotation, molecular function: cysteine-type deubiquitinase activity; zinc ion binding. The transcript is spliced from 13 exons. The record is from RefSeq and is a predicted model, not a curated record. NCBI's taxonomy places the organism in Eukaryota, Metazoa, Chordata, Actinopteri, Salmoniformes, Salmonidae. Bases 207 to 1691 code for a protein of 494 amino acids. Gene Ontology annotation, biological process: mRNA processing; protein deubiquitination; spliceosomal complex assembly.
AAAAACGGCCAACAUUAUUCAAUCUCAACCGUUCGGUUUUUGCCAGAGUAAACGUGAAAACUCGGGGUACACUCUGGUUGGCCAUUUUGAUAUUGUAGUCUGGAGUUUGCGUGUUUUGGCGAGCUUGCUAGUUAGCGAAAUAAACUCACCAGUGGCUUUAGCUAGUUAACUAUACAUUUUCUCCAUACACAACAAAGAUUAACGCUAUGGUAUCUGUAAAACGGGAGCGAGAAAUUGACUUGGAAGACGAUGAAGUACCUGUGAAAAUUGGCCGUUCGUCCGAGGACCGCAGAAGUCGCCAUUGUCCCUACCUCGACACAAUCAAUAGGAGUGUACUGGACUUCGAUUUUGAGAAGCUAUGCUCCAUUUCCCUCUCCCACAUCAAUGUAUACGCCUGUCUCAUCUGUGGGAAAUACUUCCAAGGUAGAGGUCUGAAGUCCCAUGCCUACACUCACAGUGUGCAGUUCACCCACCAUGUGUUCCUCAAUCUGCACACCCUCAAGUUCUACUGUCUACCAGAUAACUACGAGAUCAUUGACUCAUCGUUGGAAGACAUCACGUAUGUACUGAAGCCCACAUUCACCAGACAGCACAUCUCUGGAUUGGAUAAGCAGGGAAAGCUGUAUCGAGCCUAUGAUGGCACCACCUAUCUGCCUGGCAUCGUAGGGCUCAACAACAUCAAGGCUAAUGACUAUGCUAAUGUGGUGCUGCAGGCCCUGUCCAAUGUGCCCCCACUGCGGAACUACUUUUUGGAAGAGGAGAAUUACUGCGGCAUCCGUAGGCCGCCGGGUGACAUCAUGUUCCUGCUGGUGCAGCGAUUCGGUGAGCUGAUGCGCAAGCUGUGGAACCCACGGAACUUCAAGGCCCAUGUGUCGCCCCACGAGAUGUUGCAGGCCGUAGUGCUGUGCAGCAAGAAGAACUUCCAGAUCACCAAGCAAGGGGAUGCUGUGGACUUCCUGUCAUGGUUCAUGAAUGCUCUGCACGGUGCACUGGGAGGAACCAAGAAGAAACCCUCAAGCCUUACCAAAGUGUUCCAGGGUUCCAUGCGUAUCUUCUCCAAGAAGCUUCCUCACCCAGAUUUGCCACCAGAAGAGAAGGUGGCUCUGCUUCUGAAGGAGGAGUACCAGGAGGAGAUGUCUGACACCACCUUCCUCUUCUUGACCCUUGACCUCCCCACAGCUCCGCUGUACAAGGAUGAGAAGGAGCAGCUCAUCAUCCCACAGGUCCCCCUCUUCAACAUCCUGGCCAAGUUCAAUGGCAACACAGAGAAGGAGUAUAAAACAUACAAAGAGAAUUUCCUCAAGAGGUUCCAGUUGCUCAAGCUGCCCCCCUAUCUCAUCUUCUGCAUCAAGAGGUUUACCAAGAACAAUUUCUUUGUGGAGAAGAACCCCACCAUUGUCAACUUCCCCAUCACGAACGUAGACCUUCGUGAGUAUCUGACAGAGGAAGCACAGGUCACAGAGAAGAACACAACCUAUGACCUGGUGGCCAAUGUGGUGCAUGAUGGGAAGCCCACUGAGGGGGCAUACAGAAUACAUGUCCUGCAUCAUGGCACUGGGAAGUGGUACGAGCUCCAGGACCUGCAGGUGACAGAUAUCCUGCCCCAGAUGAUCACACUGUCAGAGGCUUACAUUCAGAUUUGGAAAAGAAGAGAGAGCGAAGAUGACACAACUAACCACACUGGGGCAUGAAUGAGGCAUUUAAUGAGCAUUGAUCAUAUUUAAAGAUUGAUUGUACAGGAAAGAGCUGUCACUCGCUGGCUAGUGGUCAGACAGUAUCCAGUGGAAUUGGAUACUGUCCAAGAUGACCUCCGGGUAAGCCCACACCACAUGAGGACCAGGACAUUUUAUUUGAGGAUUUUGGCUAUAGCGAAAACAAUGAUGUUUACUAUUUUUUGUUUUUCACUUACAUUUUUAACUGUAAAUGGUAGAUUAAACCAGUUUUGGCUUUUC